CUCGCGGGAGCCGCGGCCAGAGUGUGCUCCGCUGGGGACGAGCGCGCAGGCGCCAUCUCUGGGCCCGCUGCGUGCGCGAAUCGCAGCGGCAGGCGGAGGCAGGCUCUUCACUGACAUAAUCAGUUUUUGACUAUUUGGAAGCAAAGCAUCAUUUAAAAUUCUCUGAACUGCCUAAUUCCAAAGAAGUGAUAACAUUUCUGUGAUCACGGAAAUAAGUGGCUGACUCUGUUAAAAGUAUUCUGACUCUAGUCUUGUUUUCUUCUUUGAAUUUGAAGAACUAUGGAGAAAUGUUACUGGAUGACAGUGGUGGUUUUAAUUGGAUUAACAGUGCGGUGGACAGUUUCACUUAAUUCUUAUUCAGGUGCUGGAAAACCCCCAAUGUUUGGUGAUUAUGAAGCUCAGAGGCACUGGCAAGAAAUUACUUUCAAUUUACCACUCAAACAAUGGUAUUUUAAUAACAGUGAUAACAAUUUACAGUAUUGGGGAUUGGAUUACCCACCUCUUACAGCUUAUCACAGUUUCUUAUGUGCCUAUGUGGCAAAGUUUAUAAACCCAGACUGGAUUGCUCUCCACACAUCCCGCGGCCAUGAGAGUCAGGAACAUAAGCUCUUCAUGCGUGCAACAGUUCUAAUUGCUGACUUGCUAAUUUACAUACCUGCAGUGGUUUUGUACUGUUGCUGUUUAAAAGAAAUCUCAACUAAGAAAAAGAUUGCUAAUGCAUUAUGCAUAUUGCUGUACCCAGGUCUUAUUCUUAUUGACUACGGACAUUUUCAGAACAUAUAUAAUUCUGUGAGUCUUGGCUUUGCUUUGUGGGGUGUUCUUGGAGUAUCUUGUGACUGGGACCUGCUAGGGUCACUGGCAUUUUGCUUAGCUGUAAAUUAUAAACAGAUGGAACUUUACCACUCCUUGCCGUUUUUUUGCUUCUUACUUGGCAAAUGUUUUAAAAAAGGCCUCAAAGGAAAGGGGUUUGGGCUGUUAAUUAAGCUAGCUUGUACUGUUGUGGCUUCCUUCACUCUCUGCUGGCUGCCAUUCUUUACAGAAAGGGAACAAACCCUGCAGGUUCUAAGAAGACUGUUUCCAGUUGAUCGUGGAUUAUUUGAGGCAUGUAAAGUAGCCAAUAUUUGGUGCAGCUUCAGUGUUGUCCUCAAGAUUAAGGACAUUUUGCCACGUCACAUCCAGUUAAUAGUCAGCUUUUGUUUUACAUUUUUGAGCUUGCUUCCUGCAUGUAUAAAAUUAACACUUCAGCCCUCUCCCAAAGGAUUCAAAUUUACUCUGGUUAUCUGUGCACUGUCAUUUUUUUUAUUUUCUUUCCAAGUACAUGAAAAGUCCAUUCUUUUGGUAUCAUUACCAGUCUGCUUAGUUUUAAAUGAAAUACCUUUUAUGUCUACUUGGUUUUUACUUGUGUCAACAUUUAGCAUGCUACCUCUUCUAUUAAAGGAUGAACUCCUAAUGCCUUCGGUUGUAACAGUGAUGGCAUUUUUUAUAGCUUGUGCAAGUUUCUUUCCAGUAUUUGAAAAGACUUCAGAAGAAGAACUGCAGUUGAAAUCAUUUUCCAUUUCUGUAAGGAAAUAUCUUCCAUGUUUUACCUUUCUUCCCAAAAUUAUACAAUAUUUG
Messenger RNA from Castor canadensis (American beaver), 1614 nucleotides. NCBI's taxonomy places the organism in Eukaryota, Metazoa, Chordata, Mammalia, Rodentia, Castoridae. The record is from RefSeq and is a predicted model, not a curated record.